AUGACGCUCUUCAAAGCUUAUCUACAUGAACAUGCUUAUUUCCACUGUCCGCCUGUCAACAAUCACCAGACGGAUUUAGCUGUUGUGAAUGAUGUUGAUCUUGAGGUUGCGUUGUCUCGCUUCGGAGUGGGUUCGAAUGUCGCACAGAUAGCUGCCCGCCACGAUCCACACAUGGUCGACACUCUUAUCCAAAAACUAGAUGAAAUUCUCGGUGACUGCCCUUUACCAGAGACUUUGAAGGGGAGCUUCGAGGAUCGAUAUGACACAGAUGUCAUUUGGGAUGACGUGAUCAAUAAAGAGGUAGAUGCCAGGGCCAAUGUAGAUCGUGGACCUAUUUCAAUGCUGAGAAUAACCAUGGCACACCUCGGGAAACGUAUUAGAAUUGACAGACAAGUCCCACCUCCAGAUGCUCGAUCAACAGUCGACUUUAUGUUAUCCGUACGUACUCCAGAAACAGUGGAAGAGGCAUCAAAGAAGGUUCUAGUUGAGAUUCAAGCUUCCGACGUCUUUUUCAUUACUGAAAGCAAACAUCCUGCAUCGUCUGAAUCUGACAUGCCUAAUUGCCCGGCUGGCUUCAGUAUAAGCUUGAAUUCGCUGUCAGGUUCAAAUGCAUUGAAAGUAUUCGUUCAUAUGAGCUUGUACAGCUCUGAAUGGCUUGCAUUAACCUGUCAUACGAAAUGGGUUUUCUUUCGACUUCACACUCAUGGCCCGGGGGAAGCACCAUACGUCACUUAUUCCGCCGUCGAAGAGCAAGAAAACAACACCAGGCCCUUCCGUGCCUUGCUUGCAAUAUUGUUGGCCUUUUUCACCUGGGUGAAAGGAUUAAUGGCUCUGAAAACUACCACACUCAAAAGACCUAGAGGACACAUUUUGGAGACAGUGUUCGAUGACUUGGAUGAGCCCAAUAUUCACCUGUUGUGGGUCACUGCAAUGUCAUUCAUCACCAUCGUCGUCUCGCUUCCUCAUACUUUGGUGCCUCCGAAUGACCUGCUGGACACAACUGCAACGAAAUCGGGUACAAUGCGCACGGACGAUUACUGCAAUAACGUUCACGAGAAAGCGGCUUACAGCCAUAGGGACAAGGUCAUGCGCAUGUCACAUGGUCGUGCCAUCGUUCUAAUGCGGCUAAGACUCUCUUUACCACUCUCCUGUCCUGUAACUUCGUCUGAAGGCCGGAUCCACCAGGAAAUAGUCUCCGCCGUUAAUGAUGUCGAAGUUGAGCAAGCGUUGGCUCGUUGGGACUCGAAUCAUGCAGUAAUAGAGGCUCGCUACGAUGCACAAUUGGUCGAUGCACUUAUCAAUGUUCUCAAUGAGGAGCUCGGUGAAAAACCUAUCCCAGAUGUGGUCGACGGAUUGUUCGAGCAACACUAUCGCAGAGACAUGGGGGGAAAUCGUGUUAUUAGAAACGAACCAGACGCCAGAGACGCUGUAGUGCGUGGACCUGUGAUACCUCUCGAACUAAUUAUGUCAUCCUGCGGGGAUCCCAUUAAGGUCGGCAGGGAAAUCCCGGCUCCGAGUGUCGGAUCUAAAGUAGACUUUCUCUUUACCACGACGGGGGAGAGGAAGGCUUUACUCGAAAUGAAGUCUCCACGUGUCUUCGAUAUGGCUGCAGUUGUGCUUUUUGGACCGCCCAAGAACGAAGAUGACGAAGAUGGCCUUGACGGUGAAGAUGGCGAAGAUGACGAAGAUGACGAAGAUGACGAAGAUGACGAAGAUGAUGAAGGCGGCGAAGUUGGCUUCAAGGUAAAGUUGGAUUUGGACGACCCCAAGACAGGAAUGAAGGUCGUUAUGAAGGCGUGUGUGUACAUGAUCUUAUUCGGAUCAGAUUGGCUUGUGUUGUCGUGCUUCACAAAAUGGGUGUUUCUUCGACUCCACAGCCGUGGUGUAGGCGUAUUACCUUAUGUGACAUAUUCGACUAUUGAAAAGCAAGUAGACAAUACCAGGCCGCUCCGUGCAUUGGUUGGGAUGAUGCUUGCUAUUGCAAGGGACAUCGAUGUUCCCUCGAACGCCGACAUGGACGGGCGGCUUCGGCCAAUUCCAGCCGAUUAA
This is a messenger RNA of Fomitiporia mediterranea MF3/22, 2049 nucleotides long. RefSeq lists its product as uncharacterized. Lineage: Eukaryota; Fungi; Basidiomycota; Agaricomycetes; Hymenochaetales; Hymenochaetaceae. Bases 1 to 2049 code for a protein of 682 amino acids. The record is from RefSeq and is a predicted model, not a curated record. The transcript is spliced from 9 exons.